Molecule: messenger RNA, 3235 nt
Organism: Myxocyprinus asiaticus (Chinese sucker)
Lineage: Eukaryota; Metazoa; Chordata; Actinopteri; Cypriniformes; Catostomidae
Gene: prkg3
Product: protein kinase cGMP-dependent 3
Exons: 21
Coding region: 214-2223 (669 amino acids)
Biological process (GO): protein phosphorylation
Molecular function (GO): cGMP-dependent protein kinase activity; ATP binding
Source: RefSeq, a predicted model, not a curated record
ACAGUGUUCAGGUAGGUUUCAUUAAGGAAUUAAAACAGAGAUUUAGCUGGUGAUAAAAGUAGGGUUUGCAUGGAUAAACAAAGUGUAUCUCGCUGUGGAAAACCUGUCAAGGGCCUUCUAUUGGCCUAGUAUGCCUCACAACUGAUAAUAUUCUUAACAGAUGAUGGAACAGAGACAUAUAAUUUGAAGACCGUGUUAUAUCUUCACAGGUCAAUGGAAGCCCAGCUUGAGAAGAUCCAACACAUGCUUGAAAAACAAUGCCAGCUCAACCAAGACCUCCAGAAACAGAACCAUGACCUGAAGAAACAGCUUGAGGAGAAAGAGAGGGCUUUGCAGAAGCUGCAGACCCGACUGGAUAACAUUGAUUGUCCAUCGCAACAGAACAGUAAUGAAGUGCCUGAAGUUCGACACAGUCGGGCAGCUGUCAUAGCUUCGGAGCCCAUACCAGCAGAGCUUGAAAUCACUGCCAACAGGGUCACAAAAUCUGCCAGUGAGACAGCUCAGAUCGUGAAGGCCAUCAGUAAGAAUGAUUUCCUCAGCCGUCUGGAUGAAGAGCAGAUCAGUAUGAUGGUGGAGCUCAUGAAGGUUCUGGAUCAUUGUCCUGGUGAUACCAUCAUCACAGAGGGCACAGAGGGAAACAGCAUGUACAUUGUUGCUGCGGGGGAGCUGAGGGUCACACAGGCUGGGCGUGACCUGCGGAAUUUGACCUCUGGCGAUGUGUUUGGGGAGCUGGCCAUUCUAUACAACUGCAAACGCACAGCAUCUGUCAAAGCUAUCACUUCAGUGAAGUUGUGGUGUAUAGAGAGACAAACGUAUCGAAGCAUCAUGACCAACAAAUCCAAGCAAAAACGAGAACAACUUAUGGGCUUCCUGAAGACAGCUCGCACUCUGAAGGCCCUGAACGAUAUCCAACUUUCCAAGAUCAUUGACUCCAUGGAAGAGGUGAAGUUUCAGAAAAAAGAUGUAAUUGUCCGAGAAGGAGCAGAGGGCAAUACUUUUUAUAUCAUCCUCAAAGGAGAGGUAUUAGUGACCAAAAAUGUUAGUGGACAGCAGAAAAUCAUUCGUAAGAUGGGUGAGGGGGAGCACUUUGGAGAACUGGCACUUAUACGAGAGAUUCAUAGGACAGCAACUUGCACAGCUGUGGGAGCUGUCACAUGCUUCUCCAUUGAUAAAGAGGUCUUUGAAGAGACCAUUCCUAUUGAAAGUCUUGAACUCCAUGACGAUUCAGAUCUCCUGGAGGACAUUAAAAAGCCAGAGGAAGUGGGGUCAAACACAUCUUUGAUGCUGAAAGAUCUAAUUCCUGUCCUGUAUCAAGAGGGGCGUUAUCAAGGAGAACCCGUCACUCUUGGAGUUGGGGGGUUUGGAAGAGUCGAGCUGGUAACUACCUUACACCACAGAAAGUACUUCGCUAUGAAGAAGAUCAUUAAAAAGCACAUUGUUGCAAAGAGGCAAGAAGGACACAUUCUCCUUGAGAAAAGAAUUCUUCUGGCAAUCCGAUGUGACUUCAUUGUCAGGCUGCAUGCUGCCUUCAAAGAUUCUCGCUACAUCUAUAUGAUAAUGGAGUUUUGCUCCGGUGGAGAAAUUUGGACCAAGUUGAAAGAAGUAGGGCGAUUUGAAGAAAACAUAGCUGUGUUUGUAACAGCGUGUGUGGUUGAAGGCUAUGCAUACCUGCACAAGAAAGGAAUCCUGUAUCGAGACCUAAAACCAGAAAACCUAAUGAUGGACACCAAAGGAUAUGUGAAACUGGUUGAUUUUGGCUUUGCAAAAGAGCUUUCUCGGGGGGAAAAGACAUAUUCCUUUUGUGGCACUCCUGAGUACAUGUCUCCAGAGAUCAUUCAGAAUCAGGGUCAUGACUUUGCUGCAGACUUCUGGUCACUUGGCAUUCUAGUUUACGAGCUGCUUGUAGGCAGCCCACCCUUCUCCAGUUCAGAACCACAGAAGAUCUACGCUAAGAUUUUGGACGGUGUGGUGAAUUACCCUACAUAUCUGGGAGAAGGUGCCAAAUCUCUCAUCAGUAAACUGUGCAGGUCACGACCUGGACAGCGGUUGGGAAACACGAAAAAUGGAAUCAAAGAUGUUCGACAUCACAGGGUCCCUGCUACAUUAACUUUGACCGCUUUCCUUAUGACAAGACCCAAGCGGAGGAGGAAUUUUCAGGCUGGGAUCGAGAUUUCUGAACAACCAUCAAGUCUCAUGGUUUAUCAAGUUCAUAACAAUCUUUAGCUCUCAUUCUAAAAGCAGCAGCCACUUAAUACUGUAGAAAGUUUUGUCAAAGUUUAAUAUUCUUUCUUGGGUGACACUUUAUGAUAGCAUUCAUUACUAAAUUAUUAACAAACAUUAUGUAAUGCUAAACAGAUAAUUAGUUAAUGUAUAUUCUACAUAAUGCAUAGGUAGUGAUAAAGCACUUGUUAAUAUUUCCUAAUGAAUUUAACAUACAUUAAUGAUCUGUUAAGCAUUAAUUAAUGUAAAUUUAAAUACAAGUGUUAUUAAACUUUCAUUCCUAUAUGGCUUUGCACUUUUUAAUAUCUACAAAUGAUUUUUAAAAAUGUUAAAUAAUGAUUAACUGAUCACUUGUUAAUGUACUUUUGAUUGCUAACAAAUGUCAUUAUACUUUUUAAUAAAUGAUUCCUAUAUGAGCUCAUGCACGUUUUUACAUUUACAAAUGUUUUGAUAAAUUAUUUUUAUUUUUCUCCACUUCAGACAAUAUUCAUGUUUACAAAUUAUUCAUUAAUGUCCUGCUAAUUUGUAACCAGUGUCUGUAAAGCCACACAUUUGCUAAUUGUUUGUUGUAGUAUGUAAGCAUGCUUUUACUAUUUACACAUCUUUACUUAUGCAUAUCUAAGUUGUUUUGUUCUUAAGACUGUGACAAUAGAACACAACUAGGAGUGUAAAAAAUAUUGAAAAUUAAAAACAAAAUAUAUAUAACUGGUAGUGCUGCAUAUAAAGUGUCCUUAAAAAGUAAAUGCAACACAGAGUGCUGUCCACAUGGUCCUUUAAUGGCACAAGUCUUCUCCCCCACUGGAAAAAUUAUAUAUAUAUAUAUUUUGUGGUGAAGUAAAUAUAGCAGACAAGAUUAUGUACUUUCUACAUUGAAUAAGUAAAUUUAAGUGUGAACUUGAAAAUAAUAAGUAAAUUCUGCAUUUGCACUCAUUUAAACAGGUAAACAUUAAUGCACUAGCUUAAGUAAAUAUUAUUUAUGAUUGUUACCUUUACAAUGUGUCAUCAUGUAUUAAUC